Ustilaginoidea virens is the source of this 1464-nucleotide messenger RNA. RefSeq lists its product as uncharacterized. The coding region runs from base 1 to 1464 and encodes 487 amino acids. Gene Ontology annotation, biological process: regulation of transcription by RNA polymerase II. NCBI's taxonomy places the organism in Eukaryota, Fungi, Ascomycota, Sordariomycetes, Hypocreales, Clavicipitaceae. The transcript has 2 exons. The record is from RefSeq and is a predicted model, not a curated record. Gene Ontology annotation, molecular function: DNA-binding transcription factor activity, RNA polymerase II-specific; zinc ion binding.
AUGCCGCCUCGCCGUUCGCACAAAAAGUCUCGCGCCGGAUGCCGACGAUGCAAGAACAGGAAGAUCAAGUGCGACGAAGUGCACCCUCGUUGUGGGAAUUGUUCCAAGCAUGGCGUCCUCUGCGACUUUGAGAGUCGCCGCGUCUUCGACGAACUUGCUGUCCCUUCCACGCCCGCCGUCGCCAUGGACAGCCCCCCGCACACCAGCGCUACCACACCGGCCGCCGUCAGUGCGAGCGUCUUGAGGCCUUCGCCCUCGGUCGCCUCGCCUGUCCGGCUCCCGGCAACGCCCGUCACGCCGGCGCAGCCUGCGGUAUCCCCGGAGCCAGAGCCCGAGUCGUCGCCGAGCCACGUGGACAGGCUGCUAGAGCUUCGGCUCUUGCAUCAGUACACCACCAGCACGUGCAAAACCUUGCUCACAAACUCCCCCGCCACCGACGAAAUAUGGCAACGAGCGGUGCCGGACAUGGCCUUUGCCGGCAAGUCUUACCUGGCCGACGCCAUGCUCUCCCUGGCAGCACUGCACUUGCGUUCGCAGAAACCCUCGGACCAGGCAUUGGUGCAAGCCUCUCACGCCUACUCCGCAUCCACCUUGGCUGCCUACGUGACCACGCUCAACAGCGGCAUCACGGCCGACAAUGCCGAGGCUCUGUUCCUGACCGCGUCCCUCAUUUCUUUCCAGGCAACCGCCUCACGCAUCUUCGUCAAGGAAGACACCGACGCAGGUGCCGCCAACAGCUCGGGUCGAUAUACCCUGCCCAUGGCAUGGUUCCAUGCGUUCCAAGGCGUAAAGACCGUCGUCGCCAGCUCGUGGCAGUGGAUCCGCACCAGCAACACUGUCCAGGCAGUCAUCGAUUCCCAGCCGAGUUUCCAGCUGGAUCUCAACCCCCUCAACUCAACCUCCUUCUUUGGCCACCUCCUAGACGACCUGGACGAUGAGCUGUCCAAGGAGCCGCGGGACAAAAUGACCGCCACCCACCAGGGCUACUUUCACGCCGUCAGCGUCUUGAACUGGGCGCACAAGAAUCCCUACGCCCCCGCCGCGCUCGCCUUUCCUGCCAGCGUCUCGCGUCGGUUCGUCGAGGUGGUCGAGGAAAGACGCCCGCGCGCACUCGCCAUCCUAGCCUGCUUCUUCGCAUUGCUCAAGCGCAUGGAAAAUGUGUGGUGGCUCGACGACGUAUCGCGCCGCGAAGUCAUGGGCUUGGUGGGCUUGUUCGAGUCCGGCUCGCCCUGGUGGCGGCAUCUGGAAUGGCCCAUCCGAAUCGCUCUCCGAGAUGAGGGAGCCAUCCCUCCCGACGUUUGGGGUGUCGACUGCAAGAAGGAGGCAGAGGCCAAACAGGGCUUUUCCGAGUCCAUGGUCAGCCAUAUCGAGCUGUUUUCCAAGUUUACCAGCAAUCGCCCAACUGCCACCACGUCUGCAUCCGCGCAAGCUGAACUGGAGCUUGUGGCUGCUCCGCCCGACUGA